Chara braunii is the source of this 1886-nucleotide messenger RNA. NCBI's taxonomy places the organism in Eukaryota, Viridiplantae, Streptophyta, Charophyceae, Charales, Characeae. The record is from the annotation of a GenBank genome assembly.
ACUGUUUGGAAAGGCUGCACCAACAGGACCGGGUACGGCACCUUAGUAGACCUGUAGCAUCUACUUUGGCCAACAAGGAGCGCAUGAUUGUAACAGACUACAUCAAGGACGUAGUCUGUACCUUCUCCUAUGGAGGAGGUGAGCUUAACCAUAAGAUCUCGUUCUUGGUUAGCGACGACUUGCCAUUCGAUAUGUUGUUAGGCAUGUACUACCUCRAAGUUGCUGAGCCCCAGUUCGACCGGGAUAAGAAGGUGCUCAAAUACAAGUUGCCCGAUGGCCGAACUGUUAGAUUGACUAAGUUCAAGGCCAGUUGUAUUGUAGAUACCUAUGGUUGCUUGUGCGCAUCAGCAUUCUAUAACUAUUACAAGCAAAACCAAGAGGAGGGUAUGUACCUUGUUUAUGUCUCUGAGAAGGGGGAGGCCGUUAAAACACCCCCCGAGAUAGAACGCGUCAUUGCUAAGUUCCCCGAUCUCUUCAAGGAGCCCUCGGGAGUUGUUGAUAGGGAAGUCGUCCACGCUAUAGAAAUCAUUCUAGGGAUGAUGCCUUUCGGUCUUUGUAAUGCGCCGGGUACGUUCCAGCACGCUAUGAAUCAGAUCUUCCAUGACCACUUAGAUAAGUUUGUCGUGGUCUACUUAGACGACAUUCUAAUCUUUAGUAAGUCUGUCGAGGAGCACGCACACCAUGUUGAGACAGUUCUCUCACUCCUGCGACAGCACAAGUAUAAGGUCGACUUAGAGAAGUGCGAGUUUGGCCGCACUAAGAUACUAUACUUGGGUCAUGAAGUAUCCGCGGAGGGAAUUAGGCCGGAAGAUGCGAAGGUGGCUAGUAUUCGAGACUGGCCACGACCUCAGACAGUCACUGAGGUCAGAUCAUUCUUAGGAAUGUGCAGCUACUAUAGGAACUUCGUCAAGAACUAUUCUACAGUCGCCUCUCCUUUGACUGAUCUAACUCGACUUGACACACCAUGGGACUGGACUAAUGAGUGCGAGGGUGCUUUCAAGAGAUUGAAGCAUGCACUCAUGAAUCAUGAAGUUCUCAUGGUUCCCGAUCCGCAAAAGCCAUUCAUAGUAACCACUGACGCAAGCCAAUACGACAUUGGCGCAGUGCUGGCUCAGCAGGAUGGGAAAAAGUUGAGACUGAUUGAGUACAUGAGUAAGAAGAUGCCAUCGAAGAAGUUGGCUAAGUCCACCUACGAAAGGGAACUCUAUGCUCUCUACAAGGCACUUGUCCAUUGGAGACACUUCCUUCUAGGAAGGUUUUUCUAUCUGAGGACUGAUCAUCAGACCCUCAAAUGGAUCAAGACUCAACCAGCUCUUUCUGAUGCACUCAAGCGAUGGAUUGAGGUCAUAGACCAAUAUGACUUCAAGCUUGAGUACCUGAAGGGAGAGUAUUACAAGGUUGCAGACGCGCUAUCCUGUAGAGCAGACUACCUAGGUGCGCUAGUUUCUGAAUUUGGCGUAUCUAAUGAAGUAACUCAAUCAUUGGUGGGAGCCUAUCAGGAAGACCUUGACACAAUGGACAUCAUCCGCAAACUUCAGGCAAAAGACAAGGCCACAGAAAGUGAGUUUGCGAUGGUGGAUGGGCUAAUCUAUCUUGAUAAGGCCGGAGUAAAGAGAUUGGUAGUUCCAUCUAGUGAACAGUUGCGUAGUUUAUUUUUAGGAGAAUGUCAUGACGCAACUGGGCACUUCGGCUACAAGAAGACGAGUGCUAACUUAGUACGGCGAUUUUGGUGGCCCAGAAUGUUAGAUAACGAGAAGAAGUAUGUUGAGACCUGUCAGGUCUGUCAGCGGGACAAGCCGCGAACUCAAGCACCGCUUGGGUAAUUGAAGCCGUUACCUAUUCCUGAUGGUCCAGGAUUGAGUGUUUCCAUGGAUUUCAUGGACACU